AAGAGCCCCGAGUCAAUUGCAGUACCUUCUCCUACUCCUCUUCUCCACCACCUCCCAUUUAUAUUCCUAUUUCCUCAUUUCUUCCCAUUUCCUUUUCCAUCCCCCUAUCUCUCUCUCCUUCUCUCUCUCUGAAGAGUCUGAGAGAACAACAACUACAGCUAGCCAUGGGCAGAUCUCCUUGCUGUGAAAAAGAGCACACCAAUAAAGGAGCAUGGACCAAAGAGGAAGAUGAGCGACUCAUCAACUACAUCAAACUUCAUGGGGAAGGCUGUUGGAGAUCUCUUCCAAAAGCUGCAGGUUUGCUUAGAUGUGGCAAGAGUUGUAGACUAAGGUGGAUAAACUACCUCAGGCCUGAUCUUAAGAGAGGAAACUUCGCUGAAGAAGAAGAUGAACUCAUCAUCAACCUUCACAACUUACUUGGAAACAAAUGGUCUCUCAUUGCCGCGCGCUUACCAGGAAGAACUGAUAAUGAGAUCAAGAACUAUUGGAACACUCACAUCAAAAGAAAGCUCUACAGUCGUGGAAUUGAUCCUCAAACUCACCGUCCACUCAACGCCGCCGCCGCCGCCGCCGCAACAACAACAACCAUCAGUACUGCCACCACUACUACCAACAUCAGCAACAACAAAACAAGUGCAAACAACGAGAGCCAAUGUUCUCUCUUUGAAGUGCAAAAUUAUAUGGCUCCAAUAUUGAUGCAGCAAGUGCCUGAUAAAGUACUCAUGAAUCCAAUUAAUGGCAGUACUGUUAUUGAUGCUAACGUAAAGGUUGAAACUGAAUCAGCAGAAGAGUCGAACAGUAGCAGUGGAGUGACCACAGAGGAAGUGUUUCCUGAACUCAACCUCGACCUCUCCAUAGGGCUGCGGCCAUAUCAGUCUCAAAAUCCUUCUACCAAUGUAAAAGAGUUGAAGCAAGAACAACCGCAGCAGCAGCAUAAGCAACAGCAGAAACAGGUUUCGUAUCAGUGGUAUGGGAAUAAUGUUAGUCAAGAUACUGUAUGUUUGUGUUGCCAUUUAGGGUUUCAGAUCAACAGCGGAGCAUGCAGCUGUAAACAGCCAUGGGGGACGACUUUAACAGCUGAGAAUCUCUAUAGGUAUAAGUAAACUUGAAACUAGAUCCUGAUCAAGCUUGGAAGUUAGAAGUAGUUUCAGACUUUGAUCAGUAGUAACUUUGCUCACAUGUAAUCUUGUGGUUGGAAGAAGAAUGAUCAGAAAUAUUAGUUGGAA
Messenger RNA from Carya illinoinensis, 1226 nucleotides. RefSeq names its product myb-related protein 308-like. The record is from RefSeq and is a predicted model, not a curated record. Bases 165 to 1103 code for a protein of 312 amino acids. The transcript has 3 exons. NCBI's taxonomy places the organism in Eukaryota, Viridiplantae, Streptophyta, Magnoliopsida, Fagales, Juglandaceae.